Sander lucioperca (pikeperch) is the source of this 2328-nucleotide messenger RNA. It is a transcript of the gene evi2b, whose product is annotated as protein EVI2B. The transcript has 2 exons. Lineage: Eukaryota; Metazoa; Chordata; Actinopteri; Perciformes; Percidae. The record is from RefSeq and is a predicted model, not a curated record. The coding region runs from base 177 to 1412 and encodes 411 amino acids.
CCUAGUUCCUGCUUUCAUUCAAGGGACAUUCUGCCAGACAGGCAACAGCAUAAUAUCCUAUAACUAUUUAACUUUUAAUACAUCUUGGAACAACACAACUAACGGGUUACGGAGGUUAUCUGUGUGAAGUCAUUGCUCCAAAGACACAGCAACCAGCCAGAAGACUGAAGAAAACAAUGACCAUUGAUUUUGUAAGCCUAAUUUACAUAUGGCUGCUGCCACUGACAGCAAGCAGCGCAGUGACAUCUGGCCAGAAUAAUGACUUCACUAGUGUGAUGAUAGGACCACAGGUAACAAGAAAUAAGUUCACUCACGACCAGCUGACAACGCAGGAGGCAUCCAGCUUAAAUCCACUCUUAGAUGUCUCAGGUCGUAAAAUCACACAGUCUAUCACAGUUGAUGUAAAUCGAACAGAGGAAAAAGCUCCAACAAAUGAAGUAAGCAUGAAGUCCACAACAGAAAUACAAUUUAAAGUCACAAUAUCAGCAACGACGGUUGUAACCAGUCACGGCAGCAUCUCAACCACAGCUACAAGGGUACCGUCAAUUCUAAGCAUUUCCACCCAAAACCAGUUAACCAGUGAUAAAACUACACAUCCACCUACACGUCCAACACAGUCUGCAAACCUCAUCUCUACUACAACCACAUCUACCAAGCCUGUUGAAAACAAAUCUACAAGUACAAGCCCAGUCACAGUUGGGGAUGCUACGCAGUCCACAGGUUCAUACAAAACGACAAUUGCCACAACAAAGACACCAUUCAUCCACAUCACAAAGGCAAAGGAAAGACAAGAUCCUCCAGAAAAAAAGUCCAAUAAGGAAAAAUACCACAGUAAAGCAGUGGCAGGACUAAUAGGUGGAGCCCUGAUAUUAAUGAUGGUAGGAUUCCUGAUCAUCUAUAUAAAGAAACAGAUGCUUCAAAGGCAGCAAAUAACAACUAGAGACUGGGCCGGUCCUUCACCAUUUCUUGAGGGUGGAGCUGACAAUGGCCAGGUAACACUGAGGUCAUCUAACCAGAUUUCUCUUUCCAGCUUCCUGCCUCAUAGACUGUCCAAAAGGCUGUCCUUGCUCCCAGAAACAAAUGAGAAGUUAGAAGAUAUGACACAAGGUACUACAUUUGGAGAUAAACAUCAAGGGAGUACAUUUGGUCAAGAGGUGGAUGGAAAUGAUGUACAAGAAACCUUUGGGACUGCUGUAGUUGUUUCAGAAAUAAAAAGCACAGAAGAUGUUCCAGAGACUGUUGAAAACUCCAUCUUAGCGACCUCUUCACAAACAGAAGAGAACCCGCUAUACACAUACAACAAUUUGGAGGUUGCAAACCACAGUCAAGACCAUUCUGCUAAUCCCCCCACUCUAACUGGAGCUGUGGAAAAUUCUCUGGCACAACUGAAUGAGGGCUUUGGGCAACCAUAACAAAACCCUCUCCCAACGCAUCCACUUUCCUGGUUUCUAGGCAGCAACAACUGUGACUGACACAGGAAACUACAGAGAUUCUCACACCAGACCCCUGCUGUAUUUUCUUUAUCACCAUGUGGAAAUGUCACCCAAACUUCAAGAGUGUGAAUCUAAAAUGCUUUCUUUUCCAACAUCUCUGCCCUGCCCAACCUCUGCAAAGUGCUACUAGAGAAAAUAUAACAAUAAGGCGCAUGCAGGCACCUUUGUAUUCAUCUUGCAGGUGAUGGAAAGGUUAUGCGGUGGUGAGAACAAACCGUAAUUAAGUAACAGUAAUCAGGAAUUGUCCUGAUUAGCUAUGACUAAUAGCUAUGAAUACCACAGGCUAAAUACAAGCGCUUGCGUUUUCUACAUCUGCUUAGAAAAACGGGCCAACUCAUGUUUAAUCUGACAUAGUAGUUAGAGUCAGUCUACUUGAGUGCAAAUAUUUGUUGUCUCAUUAAUUUACUAUCUGCAGAGUAACGUAGCAUGUACAGUUGAAAAGAAAGAAGGGUCAGUACCCUCGGCACUGGGGUUACACGCUUUUGUAUUUUAUAUAGCAGGUUUCAAAACUUUCAAAACAUUUCUCAAGAGCAAAUUCACAAUAUUGGACUUUCAGAUUAGUUAGUCAUAACUGACUGUUUUGUAACGCUUGUGCAAUAAGUAAAAAAAAAAAAUGGUAUUACAAAAUGUUUGCUUACGAGUUAUGCUCCUCUAGUGUGCAAGUGGAAGUUUGGCCACCACCAUCAUAAAACAGAAACCACUGGCGACAAGAUUGUCAGCCACACACCCCAUCUUCCCCAGGCUCAGCACUUUUCAACUCCCACCUGCACCUACUGCUGACUGUCAGGGUCUUUAUAUUGGAAAUAGAAAUAGACUACUUGUAUGAGUAGUCUUU